GGUUUUCAUCAUCAAGCUAAUGGAAGCAGGGAGUGGUGGGAAUAGAGGCUUGUGGGGGUGGAAAUGGGAGCAUAAAAGGAGGAAACAGCAGAGUAAAGCAUCGAGAUCCUCCGAGUCAGCAUCCGGGGGUGGCGGUUACCGGUUCCCUUUAAAGCAAGCUGUGACCGCAGGCUCCCUGGCUCUUACUGGUGACACAGUCGCUCAAGUGACAGAUCGGUGGAGAAAGAAGAAGCCAUCUAAAAAUCACUCUCCUUUCACGACGACGCUUCUGACAAUUCGAACGACAGUUCGGUCAGGUUUUUUUUUCAUGUUUUGGAAUUUUGAAAUGAAAUAAAUUUAACCAUGUGGUUAUGUGUGCUGUUUAUUCAUCCAGCAGUAAAAGUAAUUAGUUUAUUCUUACUUACUGUUUGCAUUGUCUUUUAAAUUCCUUUUUAAAGUCCCUUUUUGUAUUAGAAAUAUUUAAAUAAUUUUUAAUAUGUUUUUUUUUCAUGAUUUUGAUGUUUUAAUAUAAUUUUUUUAAAAUAAAAUAUUAUUUUAAUAUAUUUUCAAUUAAAAAUUAUUUUUAUAAAAUCAAUCGGAAACAAACAAUAAAUCUUACCCUCGAAGUGAUUUAUAUUAUUGACAGUUUCUGCCAAGAACUUUUGCAUUUUGCUUUGAAUCACCAAACUAUGUAAUUUGUAAAAAGGAGAGCAUGCAGAUUUUAUUAUUUUUUUAAUACAAAGAAAAGAAAAAACCGAAGUCGUGAUACACAUGCGCAUAGAAAGAAGAUAAACACUGGACACCCAUCCUUUAGUGGACAUUACCACCAAUCUAGUCAGCAAAAUAAAAUUAUUGCAAGACCUUAUCCAUUCUUCGGAGUUUGUACUACUUGAUAUGUGAUAACCCAGCUGCGUCGACCCACCGCAUCUGACAUACAAACUACAAUUGUCUGUCCACUAGGUAGUCGCAGGUAACCCUAAUCUUCUUGCAAGUUUCAUUUGAUGAUGGCCUGUAUUCAAUUUCUUCUUCUCUUUUGUUCUUUUAUGUACAUUUUUAAUGUCAACCCAUCUUGUGCUCAAAUUCCCAAUUCACCAAUUAGGUCUCUUGUUCUUCCUGUGACCAAAGAUCCUGCAACCUUCCAAUUCUUGACCACAAUUUAUCAUGGAACCUCUCGAGAACCCAUCAGGGUUGUACUUGAUCUGGGGUGUCCAUCUCUUUGGCUUGAUUGUUCCUCAGGACGCCUGUCUUCAUCUAGGCGUCUGAUUCCAAGCUGCUCAAUCCAGUGCGCAGCAGCAAAGCCGAACAACAUGAGUUGCGCCUUCUCUGCUGCUAUGCCUACACGUAAACGUACCGCUUGUGGUCUCUCCACAGAGAACAGCAUCGCACGGUCAGCAACAAGAGGUGAGCUUGUAGAAGACAUCUUGACCGUCGAAUCAGUUGACGGGUCAAAAGCAGGUCCAGUCACUACAGUAGAUCACUUUCUCUUCUCUUGUGCACCCAGAUUUCUUUUAAAUAGGCUAGCGAGGGGUGCCCAAGGAAUGCUUGGCCUCGGUAAGUCUCGAAUUGCUCUUCCAUCACAGCUCGCUUCGAAAUUUGGGCUCCAGAGAAAAUUUGCAACCUGCCUAUCAUCUUCAGAUGGUCUCAUUUUAUUCGGCCAUGAGCCUGGUUACGACUCAAUUUUUGGCACAGAAAUUUCAAGGUCACUCAUGUACACACCACUAGUGACUAGCCCAGAUGGCAGUGGCAGCUCACAAGAUUAUUCCAUCAACGUGAAGUCCAUCAAAAUUAAUGGCAAGCGAUUGUCUCUAAGGCAAAAGGGUAUUGGUGGAGGCACAAAAAUAAGCACAACUGUGCCCUACACCACUUUGGAGAGCUCAAUAUACAGCACCUUUAUUAAAGCUUACAAGGAGUCUGCUACUAAUAAUUAUUUCCUGAACAUGACAGUUGUGGCACCUGUGGCACCAUUUGGUCUUUGUUUUAGCUCAAAAGAAGUUCCUAGCAGCAUGUUGUUGGGGCCAAUGGUUCCUGUCAUUGAUCUAGUUUUGCAAAGUGAGAUGGUGAAGUGGAGGGUGCAUGGUAGGAAUGCGAUGGUGCCGGUGCUUGAUGAGGUUAUGUGCCUAGGUUUCUUGGAUGGUGGCUCCAAGUCCAAGACCAGUUCCUCAAUUGUUAUAGGAGGGUUUCAAUUAGAGGAUAAUCUUUUAGAGUUCAAUUUAGGUACUUCCAUGUUAGGAUUUAGUUCAUCAUUGUUGACUAGACACACAUCUUGCUCUGAUUAUCAUACUAGGAUGAUGCAAUCUACACUUAAAGAUUCCUAGUGAUUCCCCCCUCUUCAAUUUUGGUGUCUCCUCUUGUAAUUACUUCAAUCCAUGGAUUUUGUCUGUUACAGUCAAUAUCACUAAUCUCAAGUAAGCCUAAUAUAAAGAAGUCAAGUUUUGUUA
Populus trichocarpa (black cottonwood) is the source of this 2417-nucleotide messenger RNA. RefSeq names its product probable aspartic proteinase GIP2. Bases 981 to 2294 code for a protein of 437 amino acids. NCBI's taxonomy places the organism in Eukaryota, Viridiplantae, Streptophyta, Magnoliopsida, Malpighiales, Salicaceae. Gene Ontology annotation, biological process: proteolysis. The record is from RefSeq and is a predicted model, not a curated record. The transcript has a single exon. Gene Ontology annotation, molecular function: aspartic-type endopeptidase activity.